AAUUUUAAGGCUCUUUUAGAAAACAAAAGCGGUAAACCCAAAACCACUAAAAGUGGUUUUAGAAGUUCCGUUUUUACUUUUCGCCCACACACAAUACGUUCUCUCUCUCCAUUCUCCAUCUCCGUCCCUGGUAUCCUGUUCAAGUUCAAGAUGUCAAUUCCAAUCAAUGAGGUUAAGUGCGAAGAUGAUGUUGUUGAGAUUGAUGCUAUUGGAGGAGUUGGGGUGGAAUGAAAAUAUUGAAUCCUAAGUGAAAAAGGGAAAUAGACCAACAACCACCCUUACUAAACCAGCUUGAAGAUGUGCAAGGAUGUAGAUCCCUUGUUCAUACAUUAUAUUAUGGAGAUGAAAAUGUUGAACUUGAAGAUGAUGGAAUAUCCAAUGGAUCUGAAGAAUUAGUGCGUCCUGGUAUUAGUCAAAGUGAACUUCGUAGACUGUCGGAGUUUUGAGAUCGUUUAGCAAAACGAUUGUGCGAAAGACAAAUCUCUCAAUUAAAGUAGAAUAACGGUAUAUCAUAUUUAAUAUUUUUUUUUGGUAAUAUUUUUUUGGUUGUAUUACUUUUGUAGUUUUGUCACUACAAUUAUGUUACGACGUUAUGGAAUUAAUUAUACCCAUCAACUAUUAGUAUUUUUUUGAUGCAAUCAACUAUUAGAGGAUUAUACAAAUUGACUUAGCAAUAAAAUAUUAGUAUCAUCAAUGUUGAAAUGGGUAAGACGACAUCAAUAAUUAUAAUAAUAAUAAUAAUAAUAAGUCAAUGCUAAGGCGAUGAAUGCUAAGGCUUACCGAUGUGUGUUGUGUUACCGGUUGGGGGUUCCUUUGUUCUCUGUUACGGCGCCAUGUUCUGCUUGUUCCAGGGUCUUUGCGGGAGACAUCUUUGGUGAUCAUGCGGUGUCAUGUGCUGGCAUCGUGGGUAUUAAGCAUCGACAUAAUGUGGUUCGGGAUACCCUUGUUGAUGUUUGUUAUCGCUCUGGGAUUCCGGCACGGAAAGAGGUUGAUAUUGGUCUACCUGGAGGGAACGAUGGAGCUCUCCGACCAGCAGACGUGUUGCUCUACUCUUGGGACCGGGGCUGUGAUGUGUUUGUUGACUUGACGGGAUCAUCUCCUUUGACACAAUCUGGGUUGUCUGGCUUUGCUCCGGGCCGGGUUGUGACUGAUGCGGCUAUUCGGAAACGGGUCAAGUACGAAGCACGUUGCAGGGCCAUUGGUUAUGGGUUUCUUCCGUUCCCUUUCUCUUCUUUGGGGGAGCUGGAUAAGGAUGCUGUUGCGUUGCUGAAGCGGAUUCAGAAGUUUUCCAGGACACAGGACAUUGGGGCUCGUGCUGCUGCUCAUAUUUUCACUAGGAUAGGCUUUGCUAUAGCCAGGGGAGUGGGGGCCCAGAUUGUAUCUCGGCUUCCCACUAACUAUUUGUAAAAUAUUUGACUUUGUUGGCAUUUGAUUUAUAAUAAUAAUAAUAAUAAUAAUAAUAAUAAUAAUAAUAAUAAUAAUAAUAAUAAAAUAAUAAUAAUAAUAAAAAUAAAAUAAUAAUAUCUUCAAGAGUUGAAGCUUGGGCCUAGAUAUUACGUAAGAGUAAUAAGGUUUUAGUUAUUUGAAAACAAAAACUAAAACAGUUUGAAGGGGAAAAAAGCCAAAAAUGAAAUCAGUUGUCUGUUUUUGUAAAACAGAAAACUGAAAACUGGAAAUGGUGUCGAACAAGCCCUAAGCUCAAAUAAGAAGUUUUAAAAGCUUGUUUAAGCUCGAGUUAGCCGGAACAAUAUUACUCUAUAAUCCUUCUUAGUAACUUAGCUCGAAGUCUCGAACAAACUAAAACCCGGCUUGAGUCGUUUCCAACAGCCUAAACGAGCGGUUUUGUUGUUGGUCGUAUUUCUCUAUUUCCUGGUUUUAACAUUUGCAGGAGGAAGUCUUUGUCACAAGACUUGUGUCCAUAUUGGACACAAGUGAGUACCAAUACAGAAUUUGGAGUACCAAUACAGAAUAUGUUAGUACCAAUACAAAUUAUGUGAAUA
Spinacia oleracea (spinach) is the source of this 2000-nucleotide messenger RNA. RefSeq lists its product as uncharacterized. NCBI's taxonomy places the organism in Eukaryota, Viridiplantae, Streptophyta, Magnoliopsida, Caryophyllales, Amaranthaceae. The record is from RefSeq and is a predicted model, not a curated record. The coding region runs from base 763 to 1407 and encodes 214 amino acids. The transcript has 2 exons.